AUGGUCUCUACUGUUCCAAUCCUCAUAGGGACCAACUUCUCAGAAUGGAAAGAGAAAGUUGAGUUCACAUUAGGAGUACUUGAUCUGGAAUUGGCACUUCGUCAAGAUGAGCCAAAUCCAGUGACUGAUGAAAGUACUGAGGAAGAAUAUCAACUCCAUAAAGCAUGGGAGAGAGCGAACAGACUGAACAUAAUGUUCUUAAGGAUGACAAUUGCUAAUCUUACAACCAUGAAGCAUGAUGGCACAAGGUCUAUGCAUGAACAUUGCAUUGAAAUGAUUGACCUUGCGGCUAAGCUGAAGAAUUUGGGACUUAGUGUGGAUGAUUCUUUUCUUGUCCAGUUUAUCCUGAAUUCUUUGCCUCCUCAGUAUGGACCAUUUCAGAUCAAUUACAACGCCAUUGAUAAAAAUGGACGUCUAAUGAAUUGA
Molecule: messenger RNA, 426 nt
Organism: Microthlaspi erraticum
Lineage: Eukaryota; Viridiplantae; Streptophyta; Magnoliopsida; Brassicales; Brassicaceae
Source: the annotation of a GenBank genome assembly